UGGAGCUACAAUUUGAUACAGAAUGUGAAGAAGUUGAAGUGUGUUAUGUUUGACGUUCAAAGAGGUGGACCGAUUUCUCGUCGGAUCACCAGAAGCAGUUGGAGCAUUUCCACAGCGGAUGAAAUUGGUUUUGAUCCGCGGCCAGUGAUGGAUCAUUGAAAAUGAACUGAUUCCAACAAUGCGACAAGGGAUAUUGACAACGACACAGUUGUUAUGGGUGUUGUGCAGUCCGUUGCGUUGCAUCUGGUAUCGUUGCCCGUGAACGCCAGGAGGACCCAUGAAUCUCCCAACUUGGUUUUGCUGAUUUAUUUGAGAAAUGCAACCUAUGCAGCAGAUCCCAAAUACAGAAACAUAACAGCACUGAGUUGUGUUCUGUAGAGUAAUUCAAAGGGACUGGCUAACGCACACGAAUGCUUGGUGGCUAUCAGAUUCAUCGCCAGUGCUGCGCAGAUCACAGC
Ascoidea rubescens DSM 1968 is the source of this 458-nucleotide messenger RNA. RefSeq lists its product as uncharacterized. Lineage: Eukaryota; Fungi; Ascomycota; Saccharomycetes; Ascoideales; Ascoideaceae. The coding region runs from base 214 to 378 and encodes 54 amino acids. The transcript has a single exon. The record is from RefSeq and is a predicted model, not a curated record.